Molecule: messenger RNA, 2112 nt
Organism: Striga hermonthica
Lineage: Eukaryota; Viridiplantae; Streptophyta; Magnoliopsida; Lamiales; Orobanchaceae
Source: the annotation of a GenBank genome assembly
AUGGCGCAGUUGCCUAUACUCCAAUUUGAGGAGAAAAUUGCUGAGACAGUGGAGAAAAACUCCAUCGUUGUCGUAAUUGGAGAAACUGGCUCUGGAAAAAGCACGCAGCUUUCGCAAAUACUUCACAGAAGAGGUUACACAAAAUCCGGUUGCAUUGCCGUUACCCAGCCGCGUCGGGUCGCCGCGGUUUCAGUAUCCCGGCGGGUUGCGCAAGAGCUUGAUGUUAAGCUUGGGGAGGAAGUGGGUUAUGCCAUACGGUUUGAAGACAGGACUUCAGAGAAGACGCUUAUUAAGUAUCUCACGGAUGGUGUGCUGCUUCGUGAGAGUCUUUCCAAUCCGGAGCUGAAUCACUACUCGGUCAUUAUACUGGAUGAAGCUCAUGAGAGGAGCUUAAACACGGAUAUAUUGCUUGGAUUGAUGAAACGAUUGAUCAAGUUCCGAGCUUCAAAUUUGAAAAUUUUGAUAACGUCUGCUACUCUUGAUGGUGAAAAAGUAUCCAGAUUUUUCUCCAACUGCCCAAUCCUUAAUGUCCCAGGAAAGUUGUUCCCUGUUGAGAUACAACACAGCUCAGAAAGGCCCAAAAGUUAUAUUGAAGCUUCUUUGAAAACAGCUAUUGACAUACACGUUAGGGAACCUGAAGGUGAUGUCCUAAUUUUCAUGACAGGACAGGAUGAUAUAGAAAAGUUGGUGUCGAAAUUGGAAGAGAGAAUCCAAACCCUGGAAGAAGGAUCUUGUAUGGAUGCCAUCAUUCUUCCACUUCAUGGAUCUUUGCCUCCUGAAUUGCAGGUCCGUGUGUUCAGCCCUCCACCUCCCAAUUGUCGUCGAUUUAUUGUUUCUACAAACAUAGCUGAGACAUCGUUGACUGUCGAUGGUGUAGUGUAUGUAAUUGAUUCUGGAUUUGUGAAGCAACGACAAUACAACCCUUCAACUGGAAUGUAUUCUCUCGAUGUUGUCCAAAUUAGCAAAGUGCAGGCUAAUCAGCGUGCAGGAAGAGCUGGAAGAACACGACCUGGAAAGUGCUACCGUCUGUACCCUUCUGUGGUUUACAAAGAUGAUUUUUUGGAUGCCACUGUACCUGAAAUACAGAGAUCUUCCCUAGCAGGAAGUGUCCUCUAUUUAAAAUCCUUAGAUCUACCCGACAUAGACAUUCUCAAAUUUGACUUCCUCGACCCUCCUUCCUCUGAGGCUUUGGAAGAUGCAUUAAAGCAGUUAUAUCUCAUUGAUGCCAUAGAGGAGGAUGGUUCUAUCACAAGACUUGGACGAACCAUGGCUGAACUUCCACUGGAACCUUCACUGUCGAGGACCUUGUUAGAGGCAAACGAAUGUGGCUGUUUGUCUCAAGCUUUAACGGUUGCUGCCAUGUUAUCUGCUGAAACUAAUCUGCUUUUAGGUCAUAGUAAGAGCACUCAUGAUAAGAAGAGGAAGCACACUCCUCCAUCAAACCUUCCGGAUGGUUCUGGAUUGGGUGACCACAUUCAGUUGCUACAGAUUUUUGAGCUUUGGCAUCAAACUGGCUACAAUGUAGACUGGUGCAAAGAAAACAACUUGCAGGUAAGGGGAAUGAUGUUUGUCAAAGAUGUCAGAAAACAGUUAUGCCAAAUAAUGCAGAAAAUUGCCAAAGUAUCCAUGGACGUGAAAACAAGUAAAAGGCAGAAAGAAGGCCAAGAAUACAGAGCUUUGAGAAAAGCCUUGUGUUCGGGGUAUGCAAAUCAACUUGCAGAGAGAAUGAUUCGUCAUAAUGGUUACCGGACCGCCGGUUUUAAGUCGCAGUUAGUUCAGGUGCAUCCAUCGUCCGUGCUAAAACCAGACGAGGAUGGCAUGCUCCCGAAUUACGUUGUCUAUCACGAACUCAUUGCCACUACUCGACCCUACAUGCGCAAUGUGUGUGCCGUCGAGAUGCGUUGGGUGCAGCCCGUUUUAGCCAAGCUCGACAAACUUAACAUUCCUAAGUUAAGUGGGGCCACCAAUCAAUCGAUGAGCGAAAACAAUCGAACGGGAGAUUUGAAGGUACAAAAGGAUGAUGUUGAAGCUACUCAACCGUCUGUUGAUGAUCGAGAGAGUAGAAUUCUUGCGGCCCGUGAAAGGUUUCUUGCACGCAAAAGCGGCAGAUAA